AUGGAGGGAAUUACAUCCGAGGCUGCCACAUUCAGCUAUUUGUUCUUGUCCGGUGAUGAAACAUGUAAGGCAACGGACCUCGCUGCAUUUCUUCCUCGGUGGCUUAGCGAGGUCAAUGAGAAUAGGCUGAUUCCCCCGGGUAUCCCAGAGCUACUAACUCAUCUUUUACUCCCAUUUGGAACACGUGAUAUCCUGGAACACAUCGCGAAGCUCCGAAUCCCUGACUCUUUGACCGAUGUACAGAAGUGGAUGGUAAAACUUCAAGUCCUUGUGGAUAACAAAGCACACGAAAGGCUGCUGCAGAAGUUGGAAUCUAUCCCGGAUCAAAUGAUAUCAUUCGAAGAUAUCUGUGGACAAUCUAACACUAGGACGAAUGAUAACCUCGCCGUUGACCCUAGGCGCAACCUCCGGUUUGACCAUGACAUACGAGAUGUGAUGAUUCGGGGCGACAAAGACGAAAUGAGACAGUAUCAAGACGUCUUUUACGGGACUGGCUCCGUUGCCUGGACGGUUCGAUCUCCUUACUGGAAUAUCGCCUUGGCCACUGACGAUGAAGGUAUUCGACUUCUCCCGGAUAAUGUCUUGGACAGAGUCCUUCCCAAAUGGAGACAAAUUCUCACCGGGGAGACGAUCCCGACCCCGAAAUAUGGCGUUAUCGAUUCUUUUCGCGCGUGGUUGGCUAGUGAGGAGAAAAAGGCCAGUGAUCUCGGCAAACCUUGGCCCGAAACCCCCGUCAUUCCCGUCUCUUCAGCCCCGAAGCCCAAGUUUGUAAGUCCCAAGACUCCGGAUCGAUCUCGCCUUCGCGCCAUGAAUUCGAGUCGUUUCUCUCCAUUUGAAUCUAGCCCCAAUGCCCCCAACAAUGAGCAAACUGAAUUGCUCCGAGACAUACUCACGGAACUUAAAGACUUGAAAAAUAUGAUCAGCCAAAAUAUCGGAAGGAAGCAAGAGUGCGAGAUUGCAGGAAACCAACCGUAUGGAUCUUGGCAACAGAGCUUCCAUCCCAUUCCUUCCAUGCCUCAAGGAAUGCAACCAAAUUAUCUCGUGCCGCAACAAAGUCCAUUCGUCGGUGCUCAAUAUCUACCUCCCCUUCCUCACCCGGAGUGGGAACGCUGGAACUCCCAGUACCAAGGCCCGGCUACCAUGCCCGACCCGGGACCUGGUUCAGCUUCUCAUCCCUAA
Messenger RNA from Penicillium roqueforti, 1179 nucleotides. RefSeq lists its product as uncharacterized. Bases 1 to 1179 code for a protein of 392 amino acids. Lineage: Eukaryota; Fungi; Ascomycota; Eurotiomycetes; Eurotiales; Aspergillaceae. The transcript has 2 exons. The record is from RefSeq and is a predicted model, not a curated record.